CCCACACACACACACACAUAUAUAUAUAUAUAUAUAUAUAUAUGGCUAUGGAGGGUGAAGAAAAGGGAUACACAGAAGAUGGAACUGUAGAUCUCAAAGGCAACCCCAUACUUAGAUCCAAGAGAGGUGGAUGGACUGCUUGUUUCUUCAUUGUUGUGUACGAAGUGUUCGAGCGCAUGGCGUAUUAUGGGAUAUCCUCGAAUCUGUUCAUUUAUUUGACCAAGAAACUGCACCAGGGCACUGUGAGGUCGGCCAAUAAUGUCACCAAUUGGGUGGGAACCAUCGGCCGCUACUGGACUUUUCUCAUUGCUUCUGCAAUCUAUCUCUCGGGAAUGUCCCUCCUAACACUCUCAGUAUCAGUAGAUCCACUGAGGCCAGCUCCAUGUUCAGAUCCAACCGGUGCCAAUUGCAAGAAGGCCACACCACUGCAACUGGCUGUGUUCUUUGGUGCACUCUACACAUUGUCACUGGGCACCGGCGGAACGAAGCCCAACAUCUCGACGAUCGGGGCGGACCAGUUCGAUGAGUUCGACCCCAAGGAGAAAGCUCACAAGCUCUCCUUCUUCAACUGGUGGAUGUUCAGUAUCUUCUUCGGUACGUUAUUCGCAAACACGGUGCUUGUCUACAUACAAGACAAUGUCGGGUGGACCCUAGGGUACGGGCUCCCGACCGUUGGUCUGGCCAUAUCUAUAGCCAUAUUCUUGGCUGGGACCCCAUUUUAUAGGCAUAAGUUGCCCACGGGCAGCCCUUUUACUAAGAUGGCUAAGGUCGUUGUGGCUGCACUACGAAAGUGGAGCGUGCCUAUCCCCACCGACCCUAAAGAGCUGUACGAGCUUGAUUUGGAGGAGUAUGCUAAGAAAGGGAAGUAUCGGAUCGAUUCUACGCCCACAUUGAGGUUCCUCAACAAAGCCUGUGUGAAAACAGGUUCCACCAGCCCCUGGAUGCUGUGCUCAGUCACACAAGUCGAAGAAACCAAGCAAAUGCUGAGAAUGAUCCCGGUUCUGAUAGCCACCUUCGUCCCAAGCACGAUGAUAGCUCAAAUCGGCACCCUUUUUGUCAAGCAAGGCACGACCCUCAACCGAAACAUCCGCAACUUCAAGAUCCCUCCCGCCAGCCUAGCCGGAUUCGUCACCAUAUCCAUGCUAAUAUCUGUCGUGCUGUACGACCGUUUCUUCGUGAAAAUUCUUAAAAAAUGGACAAAAAACCCUAGAGGCAUCAGCCUUCUCCAGAGAAUGGGAAUUGGGCUGGUUUUUCACAUAGUGAUCAUGGUAGUCGCCUCGUUGACAGAACGACAUAGGCUCGAUGUCGCCAGGGCCAACGGCCUGGUCGAGAAUGGGAAUCAGGUCCCAUUGUCCAUCUUUAUUUUGCUGCCUCAGUUCGUACUAAUGGGGACUGCUGAUGCGUUCUUGGAGGUUGCCAAGAUUGAGUUCUUCUACGACCAGGCGCCGGAGAGCAUGAAGAGCUUAGGGACGUCGUAUUCGAUGGUUAGCCUUGGAGCUGGGAAUUUCAUCAGCAGCUUCCUGUUGUCCACAGUGUCGAAAAUCACAAGGGGGGACGGGCACGAGGGGUGGAUUCGGAACAACCUGAACGCGUCCCAUUUGGACUAUUACUAUGCCUUCUUCGCGAUAUUGAACUUCUUGAACUUCCUCUUGUUCGUGGUUGUGGUCAGGGCUUAUGUGUAUAAGGCAGAAGUUUCAGACUCGAUGAGAGUGCUUAGAGAGGAACUGGUGGCCUCAAGGCUAAAGGUGACUAAUGAACAAGCAGUAACGAACUAGCAGUGAUAUGCCAAAGGCCCAAAGGAAACUAUUGUUAUAAUG
Molecule: messenger RNA, 1817 nt
Organism: Sesamum indicum (sesame)
Lineage: Eukaryota; Viridiplantae; Streptophyta; Magnoliopsida; Lamiales; Pedaliaceae
Product: protein NRT1/ PTR FAMILY 5.2
Biological process (GO): transmembrane transport; dipeptide transport
Cellular component (GO): membrane
Molecular function (GO): dipeptide transmembrane transporter activity; tripeptide transmembrane transporter activity
Source: RefSeq, a predicted model, not a curated record